Molecule: messenger RNA, 1367 nt
Organism: Fundulus heteroclitus (mummichog)
Lineage: Eukaryota; Metazoa; Chordata; Actinopteri; Cyprinodontiformes; Fundulidae
Gene: tmem192
Product: transmembrane protein 192
Exons: 6
Coding region: 129-917 (262 amino acids)
Cellular component (GO): lysosomal membrane; late endosome
Source: RefSeq, a predicted model, not a curated record
AAUGUUCCUGCGGAGCCCCGAGCAUGAAAAGCGUAACACCGGAAGUAUGUCGGUGUUGUUAUCGCUUACAAAUGUGACCAAAUGUUUGUUUUUGACCUUCCGUGUGCUCUGUAACAUCGUCUAAGAUCAUGGAGUCAACGGGACCGCCUCUUUAUUCAGCAGGUCCGUCAGCAGACAUGGCGCGGAGCACCGAGGAGGACUCGCUGGUGGACGGACCGCUGAUCUCUGCAGAUGCCCUCCAGUCUGCCAUGAGGAGAGAGUUUCAGGCUGUGCCAACAACCUGUCCUGCUGGUUUCCUGUCUUUAAUCCAUGUUCUGUACGUCGUGCUGUCGCUGUGCGUGGGCAUAAUGUGCGUGUUGAAGUUCGGCCGAGAGGAGGUGUGCCUGCGCAUCUUGGGCAGCGUGCAAGGCGACAGCGCCAUCGUGUUCGGAAAGGUGUUCCUGUGGGCGCUGCUGCUGCUGCUCACCGUCUGGAUGCAGCACCAUCACAGCCGCGCCCGGUGCCGGGGGUACCUGAGGUUUUACCGACAGACGCGGAGGCUGAAGCAGACGCCGCUCGUCAUACAUUCGACAGGUAAUGUUCUGGUGCUGCUGCUCUCGGCUCUCAGGUUACCACAGAUGAUGCACACCUCGUUGCUGCUCGGCGUUCUGGGCGUUGAGUUUCUGGUCGCCUGGCCCUGCCUCCUUUAUUACACAGUCAAGGUGAUGCAGUUCAACAACGAGCGAGCCGUACCAGACGUGAGCCAAGAGGAGCAAUCGCACUCCUACACCGUCACAAGCCUGCCGACUGAGACCGGCUUCAGAGGCUCGUCCAGUCUUGAGGAGGUGGUGGAGAAGCAGGCCGACCUGAUUGAGUACCUGAAAAAGCACAACACGUUGCUGAGCAAGAGGCUGCUCAACCUCACUGCUCAGCACUAAGCCCGCUCCUGCCUCAGCUCUGCACGCCAGCCCGCCGGUGAAAGCCUCCAGCACUCAGGAGAAAGAUCGGUUUACUGCUCUGAGAGAAGAUCUGAAAGGCUAAAGCGGAGCAAAAUGCACCUGUACACACAGACGGCUCCUCCACACCUGAGAGGGACUGAUAACGCAGCAGGAACUGAAAGUGGAGGAGAUUCGGAGGAGAGUGGGAGGUGGAAGGGAGGAGACGGAGUCGUGGGUCACAGAUCAGAGGUGACGGGGGGUUUUUAUCCUUGUGCCACGAGCUUCACUGACCCGUAGAGCCGUAAGAUCAACUGCACAAAGGACAGAGAGGUUAUCAUCUAUCUGGCCCAAGCAAGUGGGGUUAAAAUGUACUGUUUUAUCAAUCUGCUUAAUUUUCUUACCUGUUUUGUCAUUAUGUAUCUCAAUAAAAAUGUGGAUUUUCUGGUUUUA